UUUCGUUUUUUCUUUCAAAUUUUAGUUUUUCGUUUGUGGUUACGAUUGUUCGGCGCCGUAGAAAAGCGUUCGGACGGGUUCGGAGCUUUUCUGCAUGGCGGUUUGCUUCCGGCGAACUACGACAGCGAGAUCAUUAAGCUCCGUGAACGUAAGCUUUUAUCCUGUUGUUUUCCGUGAGAUGAGAAACGCAAUACGAACAAGUUGAAUGGGGAGAUUGAGAACAACGUUUUUGGCGAUCUCUCUCGUUGUUUUCGUUUGUGUUUCCGAGGAGAUUAUCUCUCGAGACGGUGUAGGGAAUCUCUUGUCAUUCUCCCUCUCCGUGAAUCAAGAUUUUAUCGAUGUGGCAGAGCAAACAUGGAUUUCUCAACAUCCGAAUUCGAAGAAUGAGAGAUGUUAUUGGCAUUGGUUCAAGAAUUGGUUUCUUGAAUCUCAAGGCGAAUCUACGACCUAUCCAAGAAGGAAGCUGGUCAGUAAAAGACAAAAGUUUAGUGUAUCUGCUCCAAAGUUAGCUUCCCGUCCUGUACCAGGACCGGUUUAUGCGCCAGGACCUGCGCCACGUUUGGGGCCAGGUCCUGCACCGAGUCCUAGAAGUUAUGAUCUGGCUGCACCUGCAAGCGCUCCAACCCCAAAUCAACCUUCAGAUUCAUCAGCUGAGACACCGGAUGAGGAUUUGAGUCCUGGUCCAAGCGAGGAAAAAAAACCGAGUGUUGCUCCUAGCCGAAGUGUUCCGGGUCCUCCUCCUCCACCAAAGGAGAAGAAGGAUGAUAUAUUGAUGAAACUUAUCAUCGCUGUUGCUUCAACUGCUUUGUUAACGUUUGCUCUUGUUGCAUUGAUGUUCUUGUGUUGCUUCAGAUGCAAUCGUAAAAAUGCCAAUGGUCCAAGAGAUGAAGGACCACUUCUACGUUUAUCAACUGGAUCUACUGAGAACUCUCCCACCAUUGCAAGCACUAGCACGAGAAUGUUCGGUGUUGCUAGUUCAAAAAAGAGGUCGUUUCUUUCUAGAGUAUCUUUUAAGAGAAAUGGUAAUGAGUUUCCAACAGCAGCUGAUGUUACUUCUUCCACUGGACUUCCUCCAUUGAAGCUUCCACCUGGAAGAUCAGCUCCUCCUCUUGCCCCUACUCCUGCUCCUGAUCCACCUCCACAGCCACCACCCCCUCCUCCUCCUAAACCUCAGCCUCCUCCACCUCCUAAGAUUGCUCGUCCUCCACCUCUACCACCGAAAGGUGCAGCUCCAAAACGUCAAGGACAUACUUCCUCUGGAGAUGGAUCUGAUGUUGAUUCUGAGAAUGGAGCUCCAAAGACAAAACUAAAGCCGUUCUUUUGGGAUAAAAUGGCUACUCCUGAUCAGAAAAUGGUUUGGCAUGAGAUCAGCGCUGGUUCAUUCCAGUUCAAUGAAGAGAUGAUGGAGAAUCUUUUCGGUUACAACGAUGGCAACAAAAACAAAACUGGUCAGAGAAGUAAUUCCGCUAGCGAGUCUCCUGUCCAAUAUAUACAGAUAAUAGACGCUAGGAAAGCACAAAACUUAGCUAUUCUUCUUAGAGCUUUGAAUGUAACAACAGAGGAAGUUGUUGAUGCCAUCAAAGAAGGUAAUGAGCUCCCAGUAGAGCUUCUACAAACAUUGCUGAAGAUGGCUCCAACUCAAGAAGAAGAACUCAAACUUAGAUUAUACUCAGGAGAUCUUCACCUACUUGGUCCAGCAGAGCGGUUCUUGAAAAUUCUUGUUGAUGUACCUUUUGCAUUUAAACGUAUAGAGUCACUUCUAUUUAUGAUCUCACUUCAAGAAGAAGUCUCUGGCCUCAAAGAAUCUCUCGCAACUCUUGAGGUGGCUUGCAAGAAACUCAGAAACAGCAGACUAUUCUUGAAACUACUAGAAGCAGUUCUCAAGACAGGAAACCGUAUGAACGUAGGAACCUUCCGCGGUGAUGCGCAGGCUUUUAAACUUGACACUCUUUUAAAACUCUCUGACGUCAAAGGAACUGAUGGCAAAACCACACUCUUAAAUUUCGUUGUUCUUGAGAUCAUUCGUUCUGAAGGUGUCCGUGCACUCCGCCUCCAGAGAUCAAGCCGAAGCUUCUCUAGCGUUAAAACAGACGAUUCAGCAUCAGAUUCUAGCCCACAGUCGUUAGAGCGUUACCGAAGCACUGGUCUUCAAGUGGUUACGGGGUUAACAACAGAGCUUGAAGAUGUAAAGAAAGCAGCAAUCAUAGACGCUGAUGGCUUGGCUGCAACGUUAACAAAUCUAAGCGAUUCACUAACGAACGCGAGAGAGUUCUUGAAAACUAUGGACGAAGAGAGUGAUUUCGAACGAGCAUUAGCUGGAUUUAUCGAACGUGCAGAUGCUGAUAUCAAAUGGUUGAGAGAAGAAGAAGAGAGGAUCAUGGCGUUGGUGAAAAGCUCUGCUGAUUAUUUCCAUGGCAAAUCAGCCAAGAACGAAGGGCUGAGAGUGUUCGCCAUAGUGCGCGAUUUCUUGAUUAUGUUGGAGAAAGUUUGCAGAGAAGUUAAAGAAACUACAAAGACUACGAACCGGUCGGGUAAGAAGGAGAAUGAAAUGGGGACUUCGGACAGUACUCAACCAUCUCCGGACAUUCGAAAACGUUUGUUUCCGGCUAUUGCUGAACGAAGAAUGGACAGUUCGGAUGAUUCAGACGAUGAUGAGGGUAGUUUAUCUCCUUAGUCUUUUGAUAACGUUAACGCCGUUUAGGUUUCCUUCACGCCGGGAAGAGAUUGAUCGCCGGAAACUUACAAAAGAAAAAAAAGGAGGAAGCCGGAAGUUUUAUGUUUAACAAAAAGGCGUGGAAAACUAGUGAGUUUGUUGUAGCUGUUGCGAAGAUCAAAGUUGUUCGAUAUUAAUUAUGUUUUCUUGAAAAUCUUACUUACAUCGUAUAUUUGUAUUAUUAUUUCCCUAUUUGUGAACCAAAAAGAUAGAUGAUACGUGUUUUUAGAUGUCGAUCGAAAAAAAUGUGUUUGAGAAGAACUUUCUGUUUAUUUUCAGUCUUAUAUAAAAACUUCAAUGAGAAGAAAAGUUAUGUGAGAUGGUAUGGAG
Molecule: messenger RNA, 3043 nt
Organism: Camelina sativa (false flax)
Lineage: Eukaryota; Viridiplantae; Streptophyta; Magnoliopsida; Brassicales; Brassicaceae
Product: formin-like protein 3
Biological process (GO): actin cytoskeleton organization; actin nucleation
Molecular function (GO): actin filament binding
Source: RefSeq, a predicted model, not a curated record